AUGGGAUUGCCUCCCUACAGUGGACCAUUCAAGGUGGGAGUGCUCGAUCUCGAGAUACCGGUGCGAACGCCGCGCAGUUUCUGCAACAAUGUUGUUGAUCCAGGUGUUCUCAACAAGCCGGCUAAAAAAGCACGAAAUUGGGCCAGAAAGCAGGAUCAAGAGGCCAAGGAGAACCGUCAUACACAAAUCAAGAAAUGCGCGGCAAAGCAACAAGAUCGCGACACGCAAGUGCAGCAACGACGCAGUCAGAACAACGCUGAAUCUGGAACUGACACCAGCGGUACUAGCACUCGAUCUUCAACAGCUUACACGUCGAACUGUGUGUACUGUGACAGCAACCAAGAGCCAUGUGGCGACGACUGCGGUCAGGGGGAUGACGAUUCGGAAGACGCCCGAUCUGAAUGGUCGCCGUGGUCCACGGGCUCAAAGACAUGCACUCUGCAUUUGGAAACGGUACUGUUCACUAUAUACUAUCCAGCCUUGCCGAUGACGUUCGGUGCAUGCUGGAGUGAACGCUUUGCUUCAGCACAUCCUCAACGAGACGAUACCGAUCGAGCCGAUACAGGCAAUUUCGGCAAGCGACCGCCACAAUUACCCAUGAUCAUUUUCUCUCACGGACUGACUGGCAACCGUCUCAGCUACUCUCAGUAUUGCGGUGAACUCGCCAGCAAAGGUAUCAUCGUAGCCGAGAUCGAGCAUCGAGAUGGUUCCGGUGUUAGCAGCAUCUUGCGAGGCCAAGAGGCGCCCAACAAGGCAGAAAAGGGCGGAUGGCACAUGCCCCACAUGGUCGGACACCAAUCUUCUGGAAGACUGAAGGCUUCUGUACCGUAUUUGACAUUCGAAAAGAUUGGGUUACAUUCGUUUGCAGAGAAUCCUUCGGAGCGAGAGGUUCAUUUGCGUCGAGAUCAGAUCGAGAUGCGACACGCCGAAAUCGAGGAGACGUUCUACGUGCUCAACGAGAUCAAUGAGGGUCGUGGAUAUGAUAUCGGCAAGUUGGACCUCGAUUUUGUGACGCUUUGCGGACAUUCGUCUGGCGGUGCCACGGUGAUCGAGGUGAUGCGCCGGGAAAAUCCGUUCGCGAUUGCGACGGUUUUAGACCCCUGGGUCGAGCCAGUACGCGAUCCAGCCAAGGAAGAAGACGAGGUCAAAGGUCGAAUCGCCAAACCCAUCUACGUCUUGAAUUCCGAGUCGUUUACCGUGUGGGAGGAGCAUUUUGAAAAGUUGAAGAGGAUCUGCUUGGAUGCAAGAAAGGUGUCGGGUAGAGGAUGGCUGUUGACGUUGACGGGGAGCAAGCACACGGACUUUUCCGACUACCCUUUCUUGUUGCCUAGGAUCUUUCGGUCGACGGUAGAGCCAAGACAAACAAUCGAGGUGUUUUCGACAGCUACUUAUAAGCAGAUGGGGUUGUCACGUCAACGCUGUCGUGAGCAGGAGGACACGCCGGGAUACAAGGUCGACAGUCAAAGAUCCUUCAGAGAUGCUUCAUCGGCUUGUCUUUUGGGAACAAGUCAGACCGCGAACUUACUGCAUAUCGCAUCUCACGACGGGCUCGAUCACGUCGCAUCCCCAACACUAUUGAAACGAGGUGUAAUGCCUUUUCCGACUGGUGUCAGGGGGCUGAAGAAGCGUGGGAAUGUUCCGUCAUCCGAAACGAUGGUGUCGUCGGUGGUACGUGAUGUUGAUCAAGGCGGAAACAAGCAUAAAGCUCUCGAGAUCCGAGUCAAGGCCGAACAGGAACCAGCCAAGGUGGCGUCUAAAGUGGGCCAUCCUGAAAACAAAUUGCAGCGACCACAGGUCUCCGACUCCGACAGAGGUAGAGACAGCCACCAAAACCUCCGGAAAGAAGGCAAGCAAGACAUGGCUGAAGUAGGGCCAGAAGCGCGCGACAUGGUCGGUUCACGACAUGGGCAGACAAGCCUCAAUACUACGUCACGCGACAAUUCGAUGUUCGAUAAGGGCUUCAUCACUGACAUACGGUACCUCAAGAUGAUCGAUGCGGACCAAGACGUGCAACGCGUGCACGAGCAGCUGGAGCAAGUGGCCGAGCGGCUAAAAGACAAGAUAUGUCAUGGCCUCGGGGCUGAGGAGGCAGAAACAUUACUCAAGAGCAAGCAAGCAUGGCUGGUCCGAAAGUCCGCAUUUGGGACAUGA
Mycosarcoma maydis (corn smut) is the source of this 2151-nucleotide messenger RNA. RefSeq lists its product as uncharacterized. NCBI's taxonomy places the organism in Eukaryota, Fungi, Basidiomycota, Ustilaginomycetes, Ustilaginales. The record is from RefSeq and is a predicted model, not a curated record. The transcript is spliced from 5 exons. The coding region runs from base 1 to 2151 and encodes 716 amino acids. Gene Ontology annotation, molecular function: 1-alkyl-2-acetylglycerophosphocholine esterase activity.